GGUACCGCCUUGAGAAAAACAUCAUCAACAUUCGCCUGUUUGCUACUUUUGUCUUGCCAGUUUCGCCAUCUGCUUCUUUGCACUUCUCUUGUCAUAUAAUCCAGACACACUGCCCUUGUCCCCAAAAAGCUAAACUCACUGUAUCAUCACCUUCAUUUCGACUUGCCAUAUCUCGCCCGCACCGCCUCAUCUUGUACCAUCGCACAUCUCCACUCAGUGUCUCUACCUCUUUCCUAUUCCACGAUGCUACUACGGUUCGAAUCAAAAUGGGGACAAUUCCGGUUGAAUGUCGACCCAAAAGAACACUUUUCCUCCCUGACCAGCCAGAUUCUUGCCCAUCUACCUCCGGAUACCGAUGCCUCCACGAUUGUACUCAGUAACAAGCCUGUCAGCUCGACGCCGGCUCCGGAUAGGGAACGGCGUCUGGCCGACCUGCCAGGCGUGGAAUUGCGACAGGUUGGGCUUUCACACGGAGACAAGCUGUACAUCGGAUACCAGAACGUUGAGAAAAUGUCAAACGGACACACAGCCGACGAUAAGGCGUCUGCGCCUCGAAAGCUGAAUGGAACAAUCGCGCUACCAGAACCUACCGAUUCCAUCGCCGCGCCGACGAUCACAUCACCCACACUCGUACGAAAUCCUUGGGAGGUGGUAAAACAGUCAGCCAUCGAUGAUCGAUUAGACAAGUUAGAUGGGAAGAUAUCGCGGCCUAGAGAUCAAAAGAUGUGCCGGCAUGGUCCAAAGGGCAUGUGCGACAAUUGUCAACCGCUGGAACCCUACGAUCAGAAGUAUCUGGACGAACGAAAGAUCAAGCACCUUUCAUUCCACAGCUACCUGCGUAAAAUCAAUGCAGCCACGAACAAGCCGGAAUUGAAAAGCUCGUACAUGCCACCUUUAUCAGAGCCAUACUACAGGGUGAAAAAAGACUGUCCUUCUGGCCAUCCUCCGUGGCCGGGAGGGAUUUGCUCCAAAUGUCAACCCAGUGCCAUCACACUGCAGCCACAAGCAUUCCGAAUGGUCGAUCAUGUCGAGUUUGCUUCCGCCGACAUGGUGGACAAGUUGAUUGACUUCUGGCGCAAAUCCGGUGCUCAAAGAUUAGGCUUUCUCUAUGGUCGUUAUGAGGAAUACACUGAAGUACCCUUGGGCGUCAAGGCUGUCGUUGAAGCGAUAUACGAGCCACCACAAAUGUGCGAAGUGGACGGUCUCACCUUACUCGAAUGGCCUAACGAGAAAGAGGUCGACGAGGUCGCCAGGCUGUGUGGUCUCGAGCGCGUCGGGGUCAUUUUCACGGAUUUAAUGCCUCCCGAGGAUGGAGAAGGGCAGGCUGUCUGCAAACGACACAUCGAUUCGUAUUUCCUGGCCUCGCUCGAAAUUGCAUUUGCCGCACGCCUUCAAGCACAGUAUUCGAAGCCUUCGAAGUGGAGCGAGACUGGCAGAUUUGGCUCAAGCUUUGUGACAUGUGUGGUGACGGGUGACGAGGAACAGUCGAUCACAAUCAAUGCCUACCAAGCCUCGAAUGCCGCUGUGGAAAUGGUGCGCGCCGACAUUGUGGAACCUUCUGCCGACCCCAGUGUGAUGCUCGUGCAGUCUGAAGACGACGAAGGAGUUGACGGCAAGACUCGAUAUAUCCCCGAGGUCUUCUAUCGACGUAUCAACGAAUACGGUGCAAAUGUGCAGGAGAAUGCCAAACCCAGCUUCCCAGUGGAGUAUCUGUUAGUGUCUCUGACGGCAGGAAUGCCCAUUCAUCCCACUCCUCUUUUCAAGAACAAUAGAUUCCCUGUCGAGAACAGGGAUGCGGUCGCAGAAGGGCAAGACCCUAGAGACGUUGCCAAACAGCUCCGGUCAUCUCAAUCAGCGGAAGCCAUCUCAGACUUUCAUCUGCUAUGCUUCCUGCACGGCAUGGAAGUGUUCAGCAAGGACGAGGAACGACUUUUGUGCAGUGUCGCGACCAAGCGUGAUCAGGUAGAUACCGUUCAUCUAACCGAGUCUUCCGGAUGGGGAACCCUAAUGGCGAUUCUCGAAACAUAUGGCGGCUAGCCUCGAGCGCUAGGUAUGAGUCCAGCAAAUCACGACCGACAAUUUCACAACACGGGUCUUUUUUCCAUAUGCUUUGCAUAGCGACUGGGUGUGCGCAUUUUCAGCAUUACAGCAUUGUAGCAUGUGCCGUAUAGCGAGCGUGGGACAGGGAGUAGUAUGGGGAAGAUGAGAUGCACUGGGUGGUCGAUGCCGGAGCAACGGGACGAACAUUUGACCCAUAUGAUGCCGAUAAUGGAAGUCUGAAAGUAUGGACAACCUUCGAAGAGUCAAAGCCACAAAGAGGUCUUGACACAAAGGAUCGACAUGGUCGAAGGGGUAUUGAUCGACAGAGUCGAGGUCCCUAGAGGUGGUGAUCAUUGAUGAAGCCCUGGCCAUCAGUGACAGCGCUCCACCCUUUGCAAAAACAAAGCGUAAUUUGUACAAUAUGCCAGAGAGAUAACGAUUUGAUGACCUGCCUCAAUUCAGCUGCGCCUCCC
This is a messenger RNA of Exophiala viscosa, 2513 nucleotides long. RefSeq names its product NPL4 family-domain-containing protein. Gene Ontology annotation, molecular function: ubiquitin protein ligase binding; ubiquitin binding. Lineage: Eukaryota; Fungi; Ascomycota; Eurotiomycetes; Chaetothyriales; Herpotrichiellaceae. The record is from RefSeq and is a predicted model, not a curated record. Gene Ontology annotation, cellular component: nucleus. Gene Ontology annotation, biological process: ubiquitin-dependent protein catabolic process. The transcript has 5 exons. Bases 244 to 2037 code for a protein of 597 amino acids.